UCUACCAACGAAGAAGAAGCAUAACCGGCUGAAGGCGAAGAAGAAGAAAUAGCAUUUGUUUAUAUUCUCUGACCACCCGCCCUUUAUUUAUUUUCUGCUUUCUGUCAACGCUGCUACUUAACAUCAUCCUUGUCAAUGAGGGAUGGAGCCUGUUCAUCUGCUGAAAACACCGUCUGAUCGUGGUGAUCACGAUGCCGUCAGUGUCACCUCCUGGGUGUCGGUGUGUCCCAGAGGACUGUGGAAUGUCCAGCAAAAGCAAAUAUGUGAUGGGAGUCAACAGACUGUCUUAAAUUCUGAAGAUGCAUGUUCAUCUGGUUACUGUCCCAGGUUGGGUUCACUGUGCAGAGUCCGAGUGCGACUCAAAGCUAACAUGGAUGCAGAAGAGAGUUCAGCAUCUGACAGAGGAAAUGAAAAGCUGAAGGUCGAUCCUGACCUGUCAGUCAGUGAUGUUACAGAAUCAGUAGUCACACCUUUUCAGAAGCGUUUAGACUCUGUUCUGCAGAUCCCACUGGGCAACUGGACAACACUGAAGCUGGGAGAGGGUCAGUGUGACGUCACAGAGGCAUGUUUGGAAAGAAUGAGAGCCGGAGAGAAAUGUGAGAUACUUCUGUCUCAAGUGGGAAAUGGACCAGACGUCUCUGUUCCUCAGCCCUCAGAUGAAAACCUUCCUUUAUGUGCCACAGUUGAACUCCAGGCUUUCACACCAGGCAAGGAAUCCUGGGAGAUGUCUCCUGGUGAAAAAUGGGAGUGGGCGAAGUCACACAAGGAGAGGGGUGGAGUGAGAUUCAGGAGUGGGGAUGUGUGGGGAGCCGCGCACAUCUACAGCCAGGCCCUCAAACUCCUUAUCACUCUCUGUGGCCAUUUCAGAGAGGUGGAGAAAAAAGGACAUGAGCACGAAGCAGAGGAACAGAGUGACACAAACGCUCCUAAUGAAACACAACAACUUCCUUCGGCUGAUGAAUUCAAAACCAUCAAAGCAGAACUCCACUCAAACCUAUCCCUGUGCCAGCUAAAGCUGAACCAACCAGAGCAGGCGAAGGCCAGUGCUACAAAAGCCACUCAGCUGGAGCCUGGUGGCGCUAAAGCCUGGUACCGGCUGGGCCAAGCAUGCCAGAUGGUGAACGAGCUGGAGGAGGCCAAACGGGCAUUUAGGAAAUUGCUGGAGAUACAGCCAGAAUUGCCUGCUGCUUUGAAGGCGCUUAAGGACAUCACAAGUAGAGAGAAAGAGACAAAUGUACAGCUGGGACUGAGACUCAGCAAAAUGUUCAGCUGAAAAAUAAAUCUUAUCUGUGAAACUA
Messenger RNA from Acanthochromis polyacanthus (spiny chromis), 1298 nucleotides. RefSeq names its product FKBP prolyl isomerase like (gene fkbpl). The transcript is spliced from 4 exons. The record is from RefSeq and is a predicted model, not a curated record. Bases 143 to 1273 code for a protein of 376 amino acids. Gene Ontology annotation, molecular function: protein binding. NCBI's taxonomy places the organism in Eukaryota, Metazoa, Chordata, Actinopteri, Pomacentridae.